Nicotiana tabacum (common tobacco) is the source of this 1020-nucleotide messenger RNA. NCBI's taxonomy places the organism in Eukaryota, Viridiplantae, Streptophyta, Magnoliopsida, Solanales, Solanaceae. The record is from RefSeq and is a predicted model, not a curated record.
UUUUUCUUCUUUCCGUUUUUAAUGGUCUAACCAUAUAUGACAUUCCAAAAUUGGAUUUGAAAAGUCAAAUCUUCAAAUUUCUGAUUAUUAGGGUUUGUUGGUUGGAGAGAUUAACUGAGCCCUAAGCUCAGCUCAAAGAGAGAGAAAGAGAGAGAGAAACCUCCAACCUAACAAACCCUAAGAUUCGUAUGAGAACAAAUCAAGAAAAUUCUUGGGGCAUUUAAAAAACAUAUUAUUUGGAGCUCUUAGCUUUUGUGAUUGCAAUUAUCAUCCAUAAAGUAGGUUUCUGGGUUCUCAAAAGUUAUAUUGGAGAAGGGAGGUAGUGAAUGAAUUGAUGCUUGUUAAUAAAUGUACUGAGCGUGAUGAUAGUUCUUGUGUAUAGUGGUGAUGGUUGUGUUUUUUCCUAUAAAGAGGUGCAAGAAAAUCAGCUGUGGUUGAUCAGCCGACAUGCCGAGUAAUUAUCUUUUCAGAUUAAGCCGCGCAGCUAGGCAGGGACUCCAGAAAUCUAUUUCUGGGCAAGAAAGUGGGCUCCAGGACUCAGUAGAGAUUUUGGUUGGCCAAGGGAGAUUGUUGUUGGGCAAUUCAAAGAGCUUCUAUUCCAUACCAUUUGCAAGAUCAGGUGACCUAAAUGUGUUUGUUCGGCCUGGAACUUUAGCUGCCACACAGGCGAAUUUGCAUAUGGUCAACCAGAAAAAGAAUCUUUCUGCAGUUGGAUCUAUUUCUCGUGCAAUUUCUAUUCCAUCUGUAUCAGGGCCUGCAUUUCAGGUCUGUGGCUAUCACAUUGAUCGCAUGAUAUCUGAGCCUACUCACGGUUUGUUGGACGCUAACUAUCACAAAGCACCUAUGGAGAUCUAUGGUUCAAGAACUUCUCUGCCUGGCUGUUCCUCUAGUAAAAUGGCUUCAAGGCAUCUCAAUCCUGUUUUGGCUGUAAAUAGUCCAGUUACUUCUUAUAGCAAUAGAAGCUUUAAUUGUAGAAAAGCCAGCAUGAGUUUGAGAAAUAAAAAUCAGCCCAACAACUNU